GCCACGUGACCAAAUCAUCACCUGACCGCUUGCUUACUAUUGCUCCUUCUCUGGGUUAGGGCUGGGCGGCAAGAUGGCGGUGCUCGAGGAAGAGGAGGCGCUGCUGGACGAGGAGCCGUCGCCGGAGAGAGAUGGCUCUCCUCCGCGGAAGCCGAUGUCGGCGUUGUGUGACCCGCAGCACCUGGCUCAUAGGCUGGUGGUCCUGGCGCUCAUGUGCUUCCUGGGCUUCGGCAGCUAUUUUUGCUAUGACAACCCAGCUGCCCUGCAGACUCAAGUCCAAAGGGAUAUGAAACUGAACACGGCUGAGUUCAUGGCAUUGUAUUCCUGGUAUUCCUGGCCCAAUGUGGUCCUCUGUUUCCUUGGAGGCUUUCUGAUAGACAGAGUAUUUGGAAUAAGGUGGGGCACAAUAAUAUUUAGUUGCUUUGUCUGUGUUGGACAGGUGAUUUUUGCUGUUGGCGCAGUAGCCAAUGCUUUUUGGUUGAUGGAAGCUGGCAGAUUUGUAUUUGGGAUUGGGGGAGAGUCCUUAGCAGUGGCCCAAAAUACCUAUGCUGUCAGCUGGUUUAAAGGAAAAGAAUUAAACCUUGUGUUUGGACUGCAGCUCAGCAUGGCUAGAAUUGGGAGCACUGUGAAUAUGAAUAUUAUGGGAUGGGUGUAUUCCAAAGCUGAAGAUUUGCUGGGUUCUAAAGGUCACACUACCCUUGGCAUAGCACUUUUGAUAGGUGGUGUGACAUGUAUCUUUUCACUAAUCUGUGCUCUCAUUCUUGCUUAUCUGGAUAGAAGAGCAGAGAAAAUCCUUUGUAAAGAGCAGGGGAAAACUGGUGAUGCAAUUAAGUUAACUGAUGUGAAAGACUUCUCAUUGUCUCUCUGGCUCAUAUUUAUUGUCUGCGUCUGUUACUAUGUAGCUGUCUUCCCUUUCAUUGGACUUGGAAAGGUUUUCUUCAUUGAAAAAUUUAAAUUUUCUUCUCGAGAAGCAAGUGCAAUCAACAGCAUUGUAUAUAUCAUAUCGGCACCACUAUCCCCUGUCUUCGGAUUCCUAGUUGAUAAAGUUGGAAGGAAUGUUACCUGGGUUAUAUGUGCUGUAGUGAUUACUCUAGCUUCUCACAUCAUGUUGGCCUUUACUUUCUGGAACCCCUGGAUUGCCAUGUGUUUUCUGGGAAUAGCUUAUUCUCUCCUUGCCUGUGCCUUGUGGCCUAUGGUGGCAUUUGUGGUCCCUGAACACCAGCUGGGGACUGCUUAUGGCUUCAUGCAGUCAAUCCAGAACUUGGGCCUAGCAAUCAUUGCAAUUGCAGCUGGUAUGAUACUGGAUUCUCGUGGGUAUCUGUUCCUAGAAAUCUUCUUCAGUGCUUGCUUAUGUUUGUCACUCAUAGCUGUUGUCAUGCUGUACUUCGUGAAUCAUUUCCGAGGAGGUGAUCUUAACUGGUCUGCAAAAAAAAGGGAGAAGUUGCAGAAGUUAGCUCUUGCUGAAGCAGAAAGACGGGAAAAAAUCAGACGUCAAAAUGAAGAUGACUUAGCCAAAUUGCAACCAAAGAAUGACUUUAGUUUGAGGAAUAGGUAUCUCUCCAGAUUAGGUGCUCAGCUACCAGACAACUGUGUUUGCCAUUUAUCUGCACUGGCACACAGAAGUGUGUUGAAGUAGCAGAGUUGUCAAGACAUGGAAAUGCAAACUGUCAUUUUAUACAACACAGGACCUCACUCUUCUAUAGCAGAGAGCUGCCUAUAAAACAUAAAUAUUAAUUAAUCGUCAGGAAAUAAGCCGCCAUGAGACAGCUGGUCAAAAAUCAUAGCUGAUUUUUAAAAAGAUGUUAUGUUUCAACUAUGUGCCAAAGUCUGUGGAACUGGGAUGGAUGCAUUUACACCUAUGUGCUACUGUUGGCAGCUUUUUUUUUUUUUUGCUCAGAAUCCAUAUGUGGUUACAGUUUCCUGUUGCAAUGUUAAGCAAAAGGCAGCUUGAGUUUGGAGUAAGAUCUCAUAAAAUAUGAAUGUUGGAUCAAAGCAACACAUGCUAACCUAGGUAUCUAUAUAACCAUAUUCUUAUCUUGCAUUGGACCUCUUUGUUUACAUUCUUUAUUUCUUUCACUGUAAGAAAGGGAAGCAAUAGAACUUAAUUUGCUAGACAAUUUCUGUGAAAUUUUUAGCUUUUAUCAAAAGCACUCUGCUUAAAAGUAGCUGUCUUUAAAAUAGCAUUAAUUUAAGAUAUUUACUUUUCAUUGGCACAAAAAAGGAAAAGGUUGACAUUUCCUAUGGAAAUAGCUCAAUAUGUAUUUUGUACUUAUCAAGGCAGUUGUAGUAAUUUCAUGGGGGAAAUGGUAGAACUGACCAGUUCCAGUUGAUUGCAAUAAGAACAGCUGGGGUUACUUAUGUGGCCAUACAUAAAAUGGAUUUGUAGUCGGUGAGAAACAGAUCUUGGGGUCUGCUUGAGGUUCCGCUGCCGCAGAAACAUUUUAGUGCAGGGCUGUACAGCUUCGUUCCUCCUGCAGGUGUUGGACUACAACUCCCAUCAUUUGUUACUAUUGGGCACUGGCUGGGGGUGAUGGGAGAUGUAGUCCAACAGCUGGAGGGCCAAAGUGGUACAGCCCUUUUUCAAUGUAAAACUGGUCCUAGCUUGAUAGUGCUGCAUUUCUAACAGUGCUGUCUUUGUUGUAUUGACUAUUGCUAGCAAUUUCAGUUAGUACAUGUACCUUUUAACUUGGAUGGUAUCUUGAACACAAAGUAUAAAAUGAAUUGUGAGCAAACUGCUCUCCUUAGUUGUCCAUUUAGUUUUGAUGCUGCCUAACUUUUAAAUGGCAAAUAACCCGUGGUGCCCAUAGUCUGGGUGACUCUGGGCCAGUCACUUCUCUCUCAGCCUAACCUACUUCACAGGGUUGUUGUGAAAGAGAAACUCAAGUAUGUAGUACACCGCUCUGGGCUCCUUGGAGGAAGAGCGGGAUAUAAAUGUAAUAAUAAUAAUAAUAAUAGUCUGUAACUUGUGAUCCUGUUGACAGCAUAUGAAGACAGAAGUUCUCAUAUAAAUAUAAUACUGUGCAUACUUGAACAAAAGUUAUUUGUUUAAAAGCUAGAACUAGUGUGUGUCCUGACGCUUGGAAUAUCAGAAAGCCAUGUGGAUGCAUUUUUAAAUUGAAUUUCAUUUGAGAAUGUUCCAUAUUUUAGUGGAAAUCUGCAAAUUAUCAGUUGAUACACUAUUUCCAGUUUACUUGUAAAUGAUUCUUCCUCUUCCCCUUUCAGAAAAUAAAGCAAAACAAACAAAA
Hemicordylus capensis (graceful crag lizard) is the source of this 3245-nucleotide messenger RNA. RefSeq names its product major facilitator superfamily domain containing 1 (gene MFSD1). NCBI's taxonomy places the organism in Eukaryota, Metazoa, Chordata, Lepidosauria, Squamata, Cordylidae. The record is from RefSeq and is a predicted model, not a curated record. The transcript has 17 exons. Bases 74 to 1636 code for a protein of 520 amino acids. Gene Ontology annotation, biological process: transmembrane transport. Gene Ontology annotation, molecular function: transmembrane transporter activity. Gene Ontology annotation, cellular component: lysosome.